GGAUCAACCAUAGAACUUUUGUACUCUGUGGAGAGCAAUGACUGAUGUUUUCAAAAUUUACAGGCAAUUUUAAGAGAUAUAACAAAUGGUUUAGGGUACCUUUUCUUAGUAGUCUAUUCAAACUUUUUUUGUGACAAGACAGUACACGAUUGUCAGACAAAUUGAUAAGAAGUGGCGUGGAGCGUGGAGAAUUGGAUGUAGAUAACAAAAUUCCAGCGAAUUAAACGAAGACAACAUUUAGAUAACAAAAUAUAAAAAAUAAUUUUGAUAUAACUAACAGAAAGGCAUUUUAAAGAAUCACAAUGUUGUGUAGCGCGCGUGAUGAGUAGUCGUCGUAGUGUGAGUGGAGGUGCCGGCGGUGGCAGUGGCGGCGGCGGUCGCGACUGGCUGCCGGCGGCGGCCGCAGCGGCAGUGGCGGUGGGCGCGCUGGCUCUCAUAUACAAGUACUUCUUCACCGGCGACGGCUGCCGGAAACUCAACCAGCAGCAAGGCGCCCCGUUCGGCUGCACGUGCGGAAAACCGCGCACUCCUCCUUGUUUACUUCAUGUCAAAAAUGGGGAAUAGUGACAUAGACAGAAAUGAAAAAAGAAGAAUUGAGACAAUGUCAACGGAAGACGUAAAAACACAACAAAUGAUCACGGAAUUUAUUUAUUGUAAAAAAAUGAAAAUGUUAACAUAAAAAGGAAUAAAUAUUAGGAAUAAAACCAAAUCAAAACCGGCAAAAAUGCAAAAUUUACCUAUGAUACCAUAAAACAUCAUUUGGAGCUAUGUGUGAUUGCGCAGAAGAGCAGGAGCGGCGCUUACAGGCAGAAAGGGAGCGCGAGGCAGAAGAAACCGCUGCAGCCCAAGAAAAUGCUGCAGCCCAAGAAAGAGCUGUAGACCAAGAAAGAGCUGCCCAAGCGGCUUCAGCUGGCCAACGACGCCAGCCACGGCGGCGUGCAGCGGACGUGCUUCGAAGUGCUGCGAACGGGCCUCGCAGAUCUGUUGAAGCGCCUCGGAAUUCUGAGGACGCGCGUCGGAGUUCUGCGGACGCGCCUCGAAACUCCGCUCCACGUUCGAUGGUUUAUAAACGUGCUCCCAAAGUUACAAAACAAGGAGCCACUAGCGUCCCUUCAACCGGGGGUCCAGUGGCCAUGAGGCAUAGUGCAGACACCUCGAGACCUUCUUUAACUGUAAGGCGACCUUCGACCGCUAACCAGCCCAGCAUUCCCGGUUGGGGCUCAGUGGUCGGAGCGACAUUGUUAAUGGCGCUUCUCGGUUUCCUCGCGAAGACCGGCUCUGAUCCAAAAGGGUGGGCUCGACCGUUGCACUGCUGUCUGUGCCACAUAGGAGAGAGUAUUGCAUCUUACUGCAAUGUCGUCAGAGCUACAUCGUAUGAGGACGAUGGAUGGAUGGAGGACGACGAAUGCGAGUUGAAGGAAGAUGAAUAUGGAGUAAUUCUAGAUGAUGAUGAUGAUGAAGAAGAGGAAGAAGUGGAAGAAGAGGAAGAAGAUGAGGAAGAGUGCGACGCGCGGAAUAACGGUCCGAAUAAAGUGAGUCAUUUGUCACAUUAAAAUUCGGUGUAACGGUUUAUGAUAGAAGGAAUCCUUUGAUUAUAAUAGUCAAGAAAUGAAUCAUAGAAAUACUAGUCUUCUUUCUGAGCUAUUCUAAAGGAUUUGAGAAUUGAGGGUAACGUCCGUCCGCAGCAGCGGCCUAUGAAGCGCCAGAAAUGAACUUUUUUUGAAAGAAUAUGUUAGGCAAACUUGACUAAAUAAUGUAGAAAGUAUUAUUAAUUGGAAUUAAAAAUGAUCAAGUACCUAAUUAUUAAUUUGUUAAACAAUGGUGUCGAUACUGUCAUGAUUCUCUAAACCUAAACUUAAAGGAGAUUGCUCAGCUUCCAU
Molecule: messenger RNA, 1880 nt
Organism: Chilo suppressalis (striped riceborer)
Lineage: Eukaryota; Metazoa; Arthropoda; Insecta; Lepidoptera; Crambidae
Source: the annotation of a GenBank genome assembly